AGCUGCAUCAGAACUUAAAUUGAAAGAACAUAAAGCAAGAAAGAGGGAUUACUUCUCAUCCUUGUCCCCUCUAUUCUGCAGCAAAAGGAGAAAUGGCUCAAGCAAUCCAAGCUCCUCAAUUCACUACACCUAAAGUCUCAAAACUCCAAAACCAGUAUUCUUCACCACAUUCUUUAAUCUUUGGGUCAAGAAUUGCGAAAGGUUCACCAAAAUAUUCAUGGGUUUUGAGUAAAGAUUCGAUGUUGACUAGAGGUAGGUCUCCUUUGAAGGUUUUUGCUUCAGUGGCCGCGGCUGAGAAGCCGUCUACUGUGCCAGAGAUUGUGCUUCAGCCUAUUAAAGAGAUAUCUGGCACCGUCAAGUUGCCUGGCUCAAAAUCCCUCUCCAAUCGCAUUCUUCUCCUUGCUGCCCUGGCUGAGGGAAGAACUGUUGUUGAUAACUUGUUGGACAGUGAUGAUAUCCAUUACAUGCUCGGUGCUUUAAAGACACUGGGUCUGCAUGUGGAAGAUAAUCGCGCUGUACAGCAAGCAAUUGUAGAAGGUUGUGGUGGUCUAUUUCCUGUUGGUAAAGAAUCUAAAGGUGAAAUUCAACUAUUCCUGGGAAAUGCUGGAACAGCUAUGCGCCCAUUGACUGCAGCAGUUGCUGCUGCUGGUGGGAAUUCAAGCUAUGUACUUGAUGGAGUUCCUAGAAUGAGGGAGAGGCCAAUUGGUGAUCUGGUCUCUGGUCUUAAGCAGCUUGGUUCUGAUGUUGAUUGUUUUCUUGGUACAAAUUGCCCCCCAGUUCGUGUAGUGGGAAAGGGAGGCCUUCCCGGGGGGAAGGUGAAGCUCUCUGGAUCUAUCAGUAGUCAAUACCUAACUGCUUUACUCAUGGCAGCUCCACUGGCUCUAGGAGAUGUUGAGAUUGAAAUUAUUGAUAAACUCAUUUCUGUUCCUUAUGUUGAAAUGACUUUGAAACUGAUGGACCGGUUUGGGGUCACUGUAGAGCAUAGUGGUAGUUGGGACAGAUUCCUGGUUCAUGGGGGUCAGAAAUACAAGUCUCCUGGAAAAGCUUAUGUUGAAGGUGAUGCCUCAAGUGCCAGUUACUUCUUAGCUGGUGCAGCUGUUACUGGUGGUACCAUUACCGUCGAAGGUUGUGGGACUGGCAGUUUACAGGGUGACGUGAAAUUUGCUGAGGUUCUUGAGGAAAUGGGUGCUGAAGUCACCUGGACAGAAAACAGUGUUAUUGUUAAAGGACCGCGGAGGGAUUCUUCCAGAAGAAAACACCUUCGUGCCAUUGAUAUCAACAUGAACAAAAUGCCAGAUGUUGCCAUGACCCUUGCUGUAGUUGCACUUUUCGCGGAUGGUUCCACUGCAAUAAGAGAUGUGGCUAGCUGGAGAGUGAAGGAAACUGAGCGGAUGAUUGCUAUAUGCACAGAGCUUAGAAAGUUAGGGGCUACAGUUGAAGAAGGGCCAGAUUACUGCAUAAUCACUCCACCAGAGAAGUUAAAUAUUACAUCAAUUGAUACUUAUGAUGAUCACAGAAUGGCUAUGGCUUUUUCUCUGGCGGCAUGUGCAGGUGUUCCUGUAACCAUCAAGGAUCCUGGCUGCACACGCAAAACCUUCCCUGAUUACUUUGAUGUCCUUGAAAAGUUCUCAAAGCACUGAAUAAACUUUUUGGAACGAUAUGUAGCAUCACAUAAAGAAUGUGAACAAUUUUAGAGGGCUGCUACAAGAAUGGAGUUUCCAGUCUCUUUGUGCAGGAGAUGUUGGAUGCUUGCAGCCCCUUAUCUUAGUGAGAGUGUUCAACAUGGGUCAGGAAGUCAAGUUGUUUUGCUGAAGCCGUGGAUAGAUUAAAAUCUGUGUGCUGGUUUAACUCAAAUUCUUGGUAAACGAGUGUGUGUAUCUCUAGCAACUUAUUACAUGGAAAGAUCCCUUUUUGUUGGCUCUGCAUUUGAAUGAAAGUCAUUAAAAUUGAUAGUUUCACA
This is a messenger RNA of Coffea eugenioides, 1960 nucleotides long. Its product is annotated as 3-phosphoshikimate 1-carboxyvinyltransferase 2. Lineage: Eukaryota; Viridiplantae; Streptophyta; Magnoliopsida; Gentianales; Rubiaceae. Gene Ontology annotation, molecular function: 3-phosphoshikimate 1-carboxyvinyltransferase activity. The record is from RefSeq and is a predicted model, not a curated record. The transcript has 8 exons. Gene Ontology annotation, biological process: aromatic amino acid biosynthetic process; chorismate biosynthetic process. Bases 93 to 1640 code for a protein of 515 amino acids.